Molecule: messenger RNA, 3820 nt
Organism: Daphnia pulex (common water flea)
Lineage: Eukaryota; Metazoa; Arthropoda; Branchiopoda; Diplostraca; Daphniidae
Product: mucin-2-like
Exons: 5
Coding region: 1908-3650 (580 amino acids)
Source: RefSeq, a predicted model, not a curated record
CUUAGGGAAGCCUCAACUCAAUUGUUUUCGCCUUCUUCUCACGAGAGGUCACCGUUGCUUAGCUUUAUGCCUUUGUCCCUAGGUGGCAAUGUGCUAACCGAUUAACGGAAGUUCGUCUGCAGAUAAAAUAAAAAACUCAAGUGGUCAGUGGUCACGCUCACGCCACGUCUGGCUGUGAGACAAUGAUUCAGAUUCAGUCAUUAAAUUCAUAAAUUGUUAAAUCAUGAAAAGCAUUUGAUCAAAUGAGUCUGUUAAAAUCAAGUUUUCUUUUUGUUUCUCCAUUGCCAGAAUGAGUUUGUGCCAAGCAGUUAAAGCCAAACCACGGACCAAGGAAAUGUUUGAAACAUCCACAUGAUUCCCUUAUUCGCCUUAUUGCAGGAUUCCUUUAUUGCAGGAACUAAGUUUUUUUUUAAAACCUGUAUGGUAUGGCCAGUCCAAUCUCCAGCAUAUCAUAGAAAGGGGAAAUUUAGUCUUUGUUAAAGUCGUCUUAGUUGGCUCCCAGUCAAUCCGGUUGAACAAAUCGAACCGCAGCCAGCCUGGAGCUUCUUGUGGUUUUUCCAUGGAAAUUGAUUUGGAAUUCCAUGAAGUGUUGCCGAGUUUGCAUCUUGAACCGUAUGAUUAAUAGUAAGAAGAUCUUGAAUUCUUGAUUCUCUUGUUCUCUCAGAUGACUCCAGGAGCUUAGCUCUCUUCUCGUCCAGGAGCAACUCGCUUAUCCACUCCCGCCAUAUGGGGAUCCAGCGAAGGAAACCGUCACUCCUCAGCCAAAUUGUACAGUGGCGUAUCAAAUUAGAUCCACUCACUAUUUGACAUCGGAACCCACUGCUGGCUUCAGUCUAUCUGCUGGACAACGUUCCAGCGAUCGGGUUCGCCAUCUGUCAUGCCAGUCUAUUAAAGCAAUAGUCAACGUUUGAGUACAAUGGCGUACUACAAGAUUUUCUCAAGUUGUUUAUCUCAAAUCUUAUUUCGACAUCUACUAACACUACAUUCAAAAGUGAAACAAUUUGAGAAUUAGAGUUAGAUUUUAAAGCUUUUUUUUAGUUAGAUUUUUAAAGGUUCGGUCACUCAAGUAAGAAGUCGGCGGGACUCUUAUCAGCGACACUCACGUCCUGACUACAACCCAUUGUGUACAUCUUUAGUGACAAAUUUUACAGCAAUCAAACACUUUUUUCUUUUCUUAGACAGUUUCCUGGUAGGUCUAUCAAAUGGACCCGCAUUAUUAAAUGGUCGAAAUUGUUGGGGCUUCAAUUGAAACUGUAUGCUGCAAAGAUUAAUGUGUACCAAAACCAAAUAACUUAUCCUGCUGUCGACAAUAGGAUUUCCAGCUAACAUGGAUGCUAUCAACGUAUUGAAACAGCACGCCCACGCAGCAGUUGUUCAAGUUUGCUUGAAAACUAUCUUAUGCAAGGGAGUUGAUGCCAGAAACAAUUAUUUUUAAACACAUAAUUAGGCUUACUAAUUUCAACUUUGCGUAAUCUUGACAAAUAAAGUUAAAAUUUUUCACAGAUAUUGCAUGAGAUAACUGUUGACCUUAAAUAGUGAUAAACUUUUACAGCUUUCACUUUCCUUUACGUCCUGUCUAUAUCUAGCAUCCUACUUAACGAGAUAUAAUGAUUUAAUAUGGUGUAGGUAAAAUCUGCAGCAUAUCUUUGGCGUGAAUAGAUAUAUUUAACCAAAUGAACGACAUUUUCAGUCGUCAUGCCGGAUGUGUCAAACUGUAAAUCCUACAAAAACUAUUUUGAUAAGGUUUGGCUUUUAGGCGGCAACCUCAAGUAAUGUAGCUAAGAUUAUGCAAAUCAUAUUAUCUCAACACUCUUUAUAAAUGCCGUGAAGCUUUCAGGCCGAGUCCAGACACCGUCUGUAGUUGCUGCUGGACGCUUUCCUCUCGACUUCAUCAUUCUUUCAGCACCAUGUCCGUCAAAUUUUCACUCGCAACUGCAAUCCUGACGGCCAGCAUCGUCCUGGUGGCGGCCACUUUGGGACUCUGUUCGACGAUUCCCUUGGCAAAGGUUCCUCCCACAAAGACUCCAACAACGACUCCUUCAACUACUCCUACAACUUCGACGACGAAUCCAACAACUACUUCAACAACUACUACAACAACGACCCAUACAACGACGCCAUCAACUUCUACGACAUCGACUCCUACAACUUCUAAGACAACGACGCCAACAACGACGCCAACAACGACGCCAACAACGACGCCAACAACGACCCCUACAACGACUCCUACAACGACCCCUACAACGACUCCUACGACUCCUUCAACGACUCCUACGACUCCUUCAACUACUCCAACAACUACCCCUACAACGACUCCUACAACGACGUCAACAACUUCCACGACGAUACCAACAACUACUCCUACGACGACUCCUACAAUGACUACUACGACUCCUUCAACUACUCCUACAACUACAACGACCCCUACAACGACUCCUACAACUACUCCUACAACUACCCCUACAACUACUCCUACAACGACCCCUACAACUACCCCUACAACUACCCCUAUAACGACUCCUACAACGACGUCAACAACUUCCACUACAACUCCAACAACUACUCCAACAACGACCACUACAACGACUCCUCCAACGACCCCUACGACUCCUACAACGACUCCAACAACUACCCCUACAACGACGUCAACAACUUCCACUACGACUCCUACAACUACUCCAACAACGACUGCUACAACUACCCCUAUAACGACUCCUACAACGACGUCAACAACUUCCACUACAACUCCAACAACGACCACUACAACGACUCCAACAACGACCCCUACAACGACUCCUACAACUACUCCUACAACUACUCCUUCAACUACCCCUACAACUACUCCUACAACUACCCCUAAAACGACUCCUACAACGACGUCAACAACUUCCACUACAACUCCAACAACUACUCCAACAACGACACCUACAACGACUCCAACAACAACUCCUACAACUACUCCAACAACGACUCCUACAACUACCCCUAUAACGACGUCAACAACUUCCACUACGACUCCAACAACUACUCCAACAACGACCCCUACAACGACUCCAACAACUACUCCUACAACGACCCCUACAACUACCCCUACAACUACCCCUACAUCGACGUCAACAACUACUCCUACAAAGACGUCAACAACUUCCACUACGACUCUAACAAUUACUCCAACAACUACUCCUACAACGACCCCUACAACGACCUCUACAACGACCCCUACAACGACCCCUACAACGAAUCCUACGACUUAUACAACUACUCCAACAACUACCCCUACAACGACUCCUACAACGACGUCAACAACUUCCAUGACAACUCCAACAACGACCCCAACAAUGACCUCACCAACGACCCCUACAACACCAACAACGACCCCUAUAACGACGCCAAAAACGACCCCUACAACGACUCCUACAACGACUCCUACAACGACUCCUACAACUUCCAAAACAACUUCUACAAGGGUCCCCACAACGACACCAACAACAGCUCCAACGACAACUUCUGCAACUUCCACCACUACCAGAACAACAUCUUCUGCUACUAUAUCUACGACACCGUCGUCAAGCAGUCAAACCUUUUCCUUUCUUUCCUUGUCACUUGUUUCAGUCAGUUUCCUAGUCAGCCUAUCGAUUGGACAACAUUAAUAAGUGACUUAAUGCAGCGGCAUCACUGAUUUUAUGAAUAACAUAUGUGCUUUUUCUUUUAAAUUUCAAUGUCUAAUUCCCUACUUUUAAUUAUGUGUAUAACACAAUAAAAACAUAUCGUACAUAAAAUCGAAUAACAGAUCGAAUAAUAAAAUUGAGAUAAAGAACAA